Molecule: messenger RNA, 1720 nt
Organism: Jatropha curcas
Lineage: Eukaryota; Viridiplantae; Streptophyta; Magnoliopsida; Malpighiales; Euphorbiaceae
Product: endoglucanase 8
Biological process (GO): carbohydrate metabolic process
Molecular function (GO): hydrolase activity, hydrolyzing O-glycosyl compounds
Source: RefSeq, a predicted model, not a curated record
ACAGGUCGCUACCUUCUUUGCUCCAUCCACAGCAGAAGGAAAUGGCGCGAAAAUCCCACAUUUACUUGGGACUUUCUCCUGCAUUUCGCGUCGCUUCUCUUCUCUUGCUCCUCUUUGUCAGUCCAAUCUCUUGCGGCGCACACGAUUACCACGACGCUCUCCGCAAGAGCAUUCUCUUCUUCGAAGGCCAGCGGUCCGGCAAGCUUCCUCCAGAUCAACGGGUUAAAUGGCGCCGCGAUUCAGCCUUGCACGACGGAGCCUCCGUUGGGAGGGAUUUAACGGGAGGAUAUUACGACGCCGGAGACAACAUUAAGUUCGGGUUUCCAAUGGCAUUUACUACGACUCUACUUUCAUGGAGCAUUAUUGACUUCGGGAGGAACAUGGGGCCUGAGCUGAAGAACGCCAUUAAGGCUGUGAAAUGGGCUACUGAUUAUCUGUUAAAAGUAACGGCAGUACCCGGCGUUGUUUAUGUUCAGGUAGGUGACCCCUACUCUGAUCACAACUGCUGGGAAAGGCCGGAAGACAUGGAUACGCUCCGAACAGCGUAUAAGAUCGACGUGUCCCACCCAGGGUCCGACGUGGCUGGCGAAACAGCCGCUGCAUUGGCCGCUGCUUCCAUUGUGUUUCGAUCACGUGACCCCGCGUACUCGAGAUUACUUCUCGAUCGAGCCGUUAAGGUGUUCGAGUUCGCUGAUACACACCGGGGUGCGUACAGCGGUAGUCUACAUCGAGCGGUUUGCCCUUUUUACUGCGACGUUAACGGUUACCAGGAUGAAUUGCUUUGGGGAGCAGCAUGGCUACACAAGGCUUCACGCAGGCGCCAAUACAGAGAGUAUAUAGUGAAAAACGAGGUGGUUCUGCAUGCUGGAGAUACCAUUAAUGAGUUUGGUUGGGAUAACAAGCAUGCUGGCAUUAACAUUCUCAUUUCCAAGGAAGUGUUGAUGGGAAAAGCAAACUACUUCGAGUCUUUCAGGCAAAAUGCAGAUGGCUUCAUUUGUUCUUUACUGCCUGGAAUUUCUCAUCCUCAAGUUCAAUAUUCUCCGGGUGGGCUGAUCUUCAAGGCUGGAGGGAGUAACAUGCAACAUGUUACGUCAUUAUCUUUCCUGCUUUUGGCUUAUUCUAAUUAUCUAAGCCAUGCCAAUAAGGUCGUGCCAUGUGGAGAGAUCACUGCCUCUCCUGCCCUUCUCAAGCAAUUGGCUAAACGUCAGGUGGACUACAUUCUUGGAGAUAAUCCACUUAGAAUGUCGUACAUGGUAGGGUAUGGUGAACGUUACCCACAGCGGAUCCACCACAGAGCCAGCUCUUUACCAUCGGUUCAGGCCCACCCGGCCCGUAUAGGAUGCAAAGCAGGGUCUCGAUAUUUCUUAAGCCCAAAUCCCAACCCAAACGUGCUUGUUGGAGCGGUAGUGGGUGGGCCCAAUGUGUCGGAUGCAUUUCCAGAUUCAAGACCGUAUUUUCAAGAGUCUGAGCCCACAACUUACAUCAAUGCUCCUUUGGUGGGCCUACUUGCUUUCUUUUCAGCCCACUCCUAAUGUAGUUCUGUUUUCAAGAAUGUAAUAUCAAAAUAUAUAAUCGUAAUAUAUAAUGUAAAGAGGGAAUUUUAGUGGUGUGCAAAAUGGUCACCCUGCUACUACUACUAUUAGUGCUGCCUAUUUCCUGUUAUUGUCAAAAGAUUCGAAUUGUUGGUAAUGAAGAAAAGAAAGUUCCUUUUUUAUCCCAA